Molecule: messenger RNA, 2025 nt
Organism: Vicia faba (fava bean)
Lineage: Eukaryota; Viridiplantae; Streptophyta; Magnoliopsida; Fabales; Fabaceae
Source: the annotation of a GenBank genome assembly
AUGGAUGGUUUCCGUGUAGUGACUUGUCAAUCCUACAACUUUGUUGGAGAACCUUUCGAAUCAGAUGGCUUCUUCUUCUGCAGUAGCUGCAGAGAGAAAAAUCAGGAUGCUUUUGAUAAUGGUGCCGAAGAGGAAGAAGCCUUCGGUACCGCCGGUGGUAUCUACCUGCCCAGUCACCAACGUCGGGCAUCUGCUCAUUCCGAAGCAAUUGAUGUUCCCCCCAUCUCACAAUAUGAUCCAUUAUCCCAAUCCAAUUUACUUUCCAGCCUUGGCUUAAUUGAAGUCAAACAAGAGAAUGUUGACCUAUCUCACUCCCAUUUUAGUCCCUCAACUCCUGCUGAUUUUGGAGGCUCCAAUGUUCCUAGCUCUGAGGAUUACCACAAUGAGAUAAGGUUGCGUUAUGUGUUUGGGCUGCAAAUUAUGAUUGAGCUUCAAUGUGAAGCUCUGGUGAAAGAGUUUAAGUUUACCCCUUUGAUAUGUGGCUUGGUUGGACCAAUUUGGUUGAGAUUUGUCGCCAAGACUGGUGUUUUCGACGAAGACUGGGCUAAUAAAGUACUUCAUGACUCUGAGAUGCAGAAAGAAGGAGAUCCAGAAGAUUAUAAUUCACGCGGUAAAUACAUAUCAGAACCUCGCAUCAACGGCACAAUCACCAACACCAUUUCUGUUUUUGCUAAGAUUGCUGAUGCCGAGGAAAACUUAGGCGAGAGUGAAGUCCGUGAGGCUCACUUGGCAAAGUCCUUGUUUUUCAUCCGGAUUGGGGACAAGGAGAAAGCCCUGGAACAUCUCAAGAUAACAGAAACCAAGACUGUUGCAGUGGGCCAGAAGAUGGACUUGGUGUUUUAUACGCUGCAGCUUGGUUUCUUUGACAUGGAUUUUGAUCUAAUUUCCAAAAGCAUUGACAAAGCUAAAAGCUUGUUUGAAGAAGGUGGAGAUUGGGAGAGGAAGAACAGACUGAAAGUGUAUGAAGGCCUAUACUGCAUGUCCACUAGAAAUUUCGAGAAGGCUGCAACAUUGUUUUUGGAUUCUAUCUCCACCUUUACAACCUAUGAACUUUUUCCAUAUGACACCUUUAUAUUUUAUACCGUUUUGACAAGCAUCAUAACACUGGAUAGAGUUUCCUUGAAGCAAAAGGUAGUGGAUGCUCCUGAGAUCUUGACAGUGAUUGGCAAGAUCCCGCAUCUGUCAGAGUUUUUGAACUCCCUGUAUGAUUGUCAAUACAAGUCUUUCUUCUCAGCAUUUGCUGGCUUGACGGAGCAAAUUAAGUUGGAUCUCUAUUUGCAUUCACACUUCAGGUAUUACAUGAGAGAGAUCAGAACUAGACAUGCUCGAUCUGAAAAGCUACACAGGGAAGGCGGACUGAAGGUCAUGCUCAAUAGUGAUGGUGAAAUAGAGAACCAAGAGGAUUCAGACAAAGAAACCGAAGAUACCGAGGAGCUACUAAAGCCACUUAAAAAUGUGGUCCCUUGGUUACAAGAAAUAUUCACAUGGGAAAGACCAAUACAUACUCUUGCUGUUCUUGUUGCAUCCCUAAUAAUCACUUAUAUGGAAUGGGUUGGAAAGGGAGCUGCAGCAUUCUUGGUAUGGGUGAUAGUAAAGAUGCUUGAGGCAAGAGAGAAAAAGCUUAAUGAGCAAUGCAAUGAGAUAGUAGUCAGUAGAUAUGAUAUGGCUUCUGAUCAAUCUACGAUGGAUAACAUUGUCUCAGCCCAACAUGGAUUUUACACUGUUCAUGAGAUGAUGCAGAUAGCAAACAUAGCAAUGUUAAAGAUAUGGUCCAUACUUAUUUCAAAGGCAGACAAGCAUGCAAAGACAGUGAUGGUGGCAAUAGGGGGAUUAGCAUUCUUAUUAGCAGUAAUACCAUUCAAGUUCUUCCUAAUGGGUCUCAUUGUGCAAAGUUUCACCAUGGCGUUCAAGACAAGCAAGUCUUCAGGAACUGGGAAUAGAAGGUUGAAGGAAUGGUGGGACUCAAUACCAGUAGUCCCUAUCCGUGUAGUAGACAAUGUUCCUAACUCUCAACAUGCUAAAUAG